Sorghum bicolor (sorghum) is the source of this 1915-nucleotide messenger RNA. Its product is annotated as lipid phosphate phosphatase delta. The transcript has 8 exons. The record is from RefSeq and is a predicted model, not a curated record. Gene Ontology annotation, molecular function: sphingosine-1-phosphate phosphatase activity. Bases 325 to 1578 code for a protein of 417 amino acids. Gene Ontology annotation, cellular component: endoplasmic reticulum membrane. Lineage: Eukaryota; Viridiplantae; Streptophyta; Magnoliopsida; Poales; Poaceae.
AGACCGAGACCGUGAGCCGCGGGUCCAGAGCGGGGGGCGGCCGGCAACAACGAACGAAACGGGCCAACGCCACCACCACCUCGUCCUCGGCACCUCCUCCCCCUGUCGCCGUCCCGUCCACCGGUCCAGCCGUCCAGGUCCAGCUUCCCCCGCGAUCCAGACGACCCCGUCCGCCUCGGCCUGCGCCUCCCCGCUACAAGAGUCCGCCCGCCGCCAGCGCUGCGGUCCCAGCGAGCCUCCUCCACUCUCUGCGGCGCGGAGAUCCUGUCCCUGUCCUUGUGCCCCGGACCGAGAGGAGCCAGGCCGCGGCGUUUGGAAUUUGACAUGGAGGCUGCGGCGGUCGUGGGUUUGGGUACUGGCGCGGGCGCGGGCCUGACCAGGUGGCAGGCGGCGGCGCUGGCAGCGGUGGCCGGGUGGGUGUGUGCGGCCUCCUUCUUCGACCUCACGCGCCGGACGCGCGCGCUCGUCCAGCCGUGGGUCACGCGCCGGGUGCACGCCGAGACGGCGGCCAUCCUCAGGUUACAGAGGUUGUUGGAGCACAAGUUGUUGGACAAUUUCUUCUCUGUGCUGUCAUGCGUUGUCUCCGUGCCCUUCUACACGGGAUUCCUCCCUCUUCUCUUCUGGAGUGGACACGGCAGACUGGCUAGGCAGAUGACCCUCCUCAUGGCUUUCUGCGAUUACCUCGGCAACUCUCUCAAGGAUAUGGUGUCAGCCCCUCGGCCAUGCUCUCCUCCUGUUAGAAGAGUGACAGCUACAGAAGAUGAGAAGGAAAAUGCCAUGGAAUAUGGCCUGCCAUCAUCGCAUGCUCUCAACACUGUUUGUUUGAUGGGAUAUCUAUUACAUUAUGUCCUCACAUAUGGAGAACAUGGCAGUGUUAUAGUUGCUGCGGGUUUAUCUCUAGCUUUCUUACUUGUUAUGCUAGUUGGCAUUGCGAGGAUAUAUUUGGGUAUGCACAGCUUGACCGAUGUUGUUGCUGGAAUUGGUUUUGGAAUUGUCAUCCUUGCAUUCUGGUUGGCUGUCGAUGACCAUGUUGAUGCCUUCAUUGUCUCUGGGAAAAAUGUUGCAACCUUCUGGGCAGGCCUUUCUCUAUUGAUGUGCUUUGCGUAUCCAAAGCCAGAAUUCCCUACUCCUAGCUUUGAUUACCACACAGCAUUCAAUGGAGUCGCUUUCGGAAUUGUGUACGGCAUCCAACAAACCUACUUCCACUUUCACACCCCUGACGCCCCCCUCAUCUUUAGCGCUCAGCUGCCCCUUCCCACAUUCGCCGGGCGCAUCCUCAUCGGGAUCCCAACCAUCCUGAUCGUGAAAUUCUGCAGCAAAGCGCUCUCCAAGUGGCUGCUGCCCGUGAUGUGCAGCACCCUGGGCAUCCCCAUUGUGUCAUCUUGCUACGUCCCUGCCCUGAAAGUCGACAGCAGCGGCAAGAACAAGCAGGCCGCCGGGUACCUCCAGCGGCUGUUCUCUCACUUUCCCCAGAAGGCCUACGACGUGGACACGGGCAUCAGGUUCGUCCAGUACGCCGGCCUCGCAUGGUCCGUGGUUGACUUGGUGCCGGCCAUAUUCAGCCAUUUGAAUCUGUAGCCAGCAGCUACUCAAAAUUUCAUCAAAAAAAAUGGAGCUCCUAAUGCGGCGUUCCUACUCGUAAGACAUGGAUCAUCUUAUGAGGCUGUAAAUCCAAUGAUCUGGCCUUUCUUUUUUUUGUAUUGUAUGUAUAUGGUCGCCUAGCUGUCUUCACCAGGGGCGUUGUUUCCGUAGAGGUGUCCAGUAAGUACUAGCAAUUAGUAGCAUUGAUUUGUGGCUAUGAGACUAUCAUUAUUGUUCGGUUCCAUGACAGAAGUGGACACUACGACGCCACGCCUAACUUGCAGUGGACUGAAUUUUCUGAUUCUUGACAUUAAAGAAAUGACUUUUCUUGCCC